Molecule: messenger RNA, 1780 nt
Organism: Owenia fusiformis
Lineage: Eukaryota; Metazoa; Annelida; Polychaeta; Sabellida; Oweniidae
Source: the annotation of a GenBank genome assembly
CCUUGGGGUCAUCUUUGACAAUUAUCUAUUUAAAGGUAUGCAAUAUUAAGAUUUUAGACUACUUAAACAAAAUGCAAUACUAUCAAUUAACGAAAUUGUGGUUUGCUGUGAUUGUGUCAUGUUUUUAUAUUAGCUAUAUUGAUGGAAUACACGAUCGUCACAUUCAUUACAACAUUAACAAAUGGACAGCACACGACCAUGGAAAUACAUCUUCUGAUAUUACAGAGGGCAAUUGUACCAUGGAUAUGUUUAAAGGGGAUACUAACAACAAUGCCUACUGGGCUUGUCUCACCCAACUGGCCUUACAAAGGAACUGGUUCCCCGACCCCAUCAAUGGACUCUUCAGCUACCAAACGUGGAAUGGCUUCGAUGGAUUCUGGCAAAACGGAGCUGUGCUAGAGCCAAUGGUGAAUUAUAUGAACUACACCAACAGUACUCGGUAUCUUAGUGUCAUAAGGAACUCAUGGCGUGGACUUGAGAGUUUAUUACUUGGGUAUGCCCCGUAUCCAUCAUUUGAUGACAUGGCGUGGUUUGGUAUGAGCUAUACGAGGAUAUAUGAGCAACUUGGAGAUGUUGACUUUCUCAAUACGGCCAUGGACAUCUAUAACUGGACUUGGACCACCGGCUGGGAUCACACUGGCAACUGUAGCGGAGGAUUCUACUGGGAUAAUACAUUCGCUUCCAAACAGACUAUCACAAAUGUCGAGAUGCUUGUGCUUGGGGCUCGCCUGUUCAGACUUAAAGGCGGCAAUGAUACCGUCCUGUGGAGCCGCUUGAUUGAAACAUGGAAGUUCAUCGAAGUGAACAAUCUCAUUAACUCUUCAACUUUCCUCAUAGCUGAUGGCAUAUUUGACAACAAUUGCUCCAGUAACUAUGCCUAUAAGCCCACCUACAACAAUGGGGUACUUAUUGGUGGUUUAGUGGAACUCUGGAGGAUUAUCAACAACGAUGACUUGUUGGAACUUGCACACAAAGUGGCCAAUGCCACAAUGGUGUUAAAAUCCAACAAUAGCAUACUGACAGAGUGGUGUGAUUUCACGGGCUGUGAUGAUGAUGCGUUGAUGUAUAAAGGACUGUUUGUAAGGAACUUACGCUACCUCAUGGAUGUAUCAAACUCCACAAAGAGAGAGUUCUACAAUAACUGGCUCCAAAGAAACAUUGAUGGGAUUCUGGCUAACAAUACAUGUAGGAAACCCCUGGUUGACUGCAAGAUAGUAUAUAGGGAUGGUUCUCCCUUUAACGAUGCAACUGGGCCAGUAUUUGGUACAAACUGGCAUGGGCCGUACAACUUCUCGGCCCCAAUGCAACAAACUGGCGUACUGGAGAUAUUCCUAAGUGCCACGGUGCCAGGGGUACAGUGUAUGGGUCAAGGAUGUAGCUAUGACCCACCUGUUCCACCAGCCAAACACCUCACGUGUGAUGACAAGCCAUGUCCCCCUGGGGAACCAUGCUGUAAAUACAAUGGGGCUUAUACAUGUUGUGACACGACACAAAAAUGCAUUAACAGUGUUUGCACAUAAUAUAUAGAGGGUGGGCCAUCGAUUUUUAAAAUAUUUAUGAUCAUCAUGGGCCAAUAGAUGAAGCAUGUAUAACAUGACAAAAGAUAGGGACUUGCUAUUCAUAUAAAGGUUGUUCUCAUCGUGAUUGGCAAGCCUUUAUAUUUUCUUAGCACUCACAGAACAAUGAUAGACCAUUCGGUCUACAGAGUGGGCCAAAAACAAUACUCAUACCACCCCUGUGUCAAUUUUAGCCUCUAACACAAGAAAACAAUUUUUUCAAU